Messenger RNA from Labeo rohita (rohu), 1381 nucleotides. RefSeq names its product steroidogenic acute regulatory protein (gene star). The transcript has 7 exons. The record is from RefSeq and is a predicted model, not a curated record. Gene Ontology annotation, cellular component: mitochondrion; mitochondrial intermembrane space. Gene Ontology annotation, biological process: steroid biosynthetic process; intracellular cholesterol transport; regulation of steroid biosynthetic process. Gene Ontology annotation, molecular function: cholesterol transfer activity; cholesterol binding. NCBI's taxonomy places the organism in Eukaryota, Metazoa, Chordata, Actinopteri, Cypriniformes, Cyprinidae. The coding region runs from base 72 to 929 and encodes 285 amino acids.
UCCUCAGAUUCCACUUCUAACUCAUCGUGCCCACAUUUCACGUGUAGUCAUCUGUUAAGAAAAGUUUUAAAAUGUUGCCUGCAACGUUCAAACUGUGUGCUGGUAUUUCCUACAGGCACACGAGAAACAUGACAGGUCUGAGGAAAAAUGCAAUGAUUGCAAUCCAUCAUGAGCUGAGGAAGUUUUCCGGACCUGGACCAAGUGCCUGGAUCAGCCACAUCCGAAGAAAAAGCUCCCUACUCAGCAGUCGGAUUGCAGAGGAGACGUACAGUGAAGCUGAGCAGUGUUAUGUGCAGCAGGGACAGGAUGCUCUGCAGAAGUCCAUCAGCAUCCUCAGUGACCAGGAUGGCUGGCAAACUGAGAUUGAGACUGCCAAUGGUGAUAAGGUGAUGAGUAAAGUAUUACCAGACAUUGGCAAGGUUUUUAAGCUGGAAGUGAUGCUGGAACAGAAGACGGAUGAUCUAUAUGAGGAGCUGGUGGAUAACAUGGAACAAAUGGGGGAGUGGAACCCCAAUGUCAAACAAGUCAAGAUUCUUCAGAAGAUUGGUCAAGAUACUAUGAUCACACAUGAGGUUUCAGCUGAAACACCUGGGAAUGUAGUGGGCCCACGAGACUUUGUAAGUGUCCGUUGUGCCAAGCGGAGGGGAUCUACGUGUUUCCUGGCCGGGAUGUCCACUCAGCAUGCUGGAAUGCCUGAGCAGAAAGGAUUUGUAAGGGCUGAGAAUGGACCCACCUGUAUUGUGAUGCGACCAAGUGCAGAAGAUCCGGAUAAGACAAAAUUUACCUGGUUGCUCAGUUUAGACCUUAAGGGUUGGAUCCCAAAAACUGUCAUCAACCGAGUACUUUCACAAACCCAGGUGGAUUUCGCAAACCAUCUAAGGCACAGAAUGGCAUCAAAUGGUGGCGUGGAAGCAGCCAUUGCCUGGUGACGUUCACAGAUGCUAUAACAAGGGCAGACUCUUUUCAGGGUCGAGUUCAUUCCAUCCAAAAUGGUCACACCCAUUUCAGCCUACACAGAUGUUACACAGAUACAGAGGUUAAAUUAUCUAAACAACAUGCUGCUCUUUGUUCAAGCCACACUAUUUUAACAUGCACAACAUUAUAAAUUGAGGUUACUGGGUCAUUGCAGUGGAGAUUUAGUAAGUUUCGAUUUCAAUCUGAUGUUAGACUCAGUGUACUUCCUCUGUCACCUCCAUUUUGUGGCUUGAACUUCCUUUUAUUCACUCAUAUACUUCUGCAGAAUACCACUGACUUUUAUUCUCUGGCUUAUUAGUUCCUAUUUUAUCUUUGUUUGUAAAAAAAAAAAAGAAGUAUUUAUUUUAAGUUAAUAUAAUAAUUGCAUCACACAGAAAAAGGAUGUCUGCUAAAUUAAUAUUCAUUA